AUGAAUUCCAACUGUGAAGUUACAAUACCUGAAGAAGAGUUGCAGAAGUCUGAAAGUUUAUUUAAAGAGUUAAAAGAAUUAAAUAUCAGUUACAGAGAAGUAAAACAUGGAAUAGCCCAUUCUAUUAAGGAUUUAUUAGGAAUGAAUUUAGAGAAUCCAAAUAAUAUUAUAAAAAAUUUAUUUCUAAAAGAUAAAAAAAAAAAUUUUUUUUUCUUAUGUACCCUAAAUUGGAAAACUGUUGACUUAAAAAAUUUAGCUAAUAUAUUAAACACCUCUAACUUAAGGUUUGUUGAUGAAAAGAAUUUAAAAAGUAUUUUAAAUUUACUACCAGGAUGUCUUACCCCACUUGCAAUGAAGUGUGAUAAAGAUAAUGUCGUAAAACUUUAUUUUGAUUCAGAAUUAAAAAAUAUGGAUGAGCUAAUAAUUCACCCAAUGCAUAAUUAUAGUAGUUUGUAUAUGAAAAAAACAGACAUAGUAAAAUUUUGCGAGUUGCAUAAUCAUUCUCCAGAAUAUAUAAGCAUUGAAGAAGAGAAAAUAAAAGUAGAUAAUCACAAAAAUAAUAAAGAAUCACAUUCAAAAUGUAAUGUAAGUAAUAAGGCUGAUGAUAAAUUAAAAGAGUGUAAUUUGCUAGGAAUCACCUCAAAAAAAUUAGAAAAUUUUUCAGACUGGUAUACUCAAGUAAUAGUAAAAAGUGAAUUAAUAGAGUAUUAUGAUAUUUCAGGUUGUUAUAUAUUAAGACCUGGAGCCUAUUACAUAUGGGAGUGUGUACAAUCUUUUUUUGAUAAGGAAAUCAAAAAAUUAAAUGUAGAAAAUUCAUAUUUUCCACUUUUUGUAACAAAAAAUAAACUAGAAAAAGAAAAAAGUCAUAUUGAAGGUUUUAGUCCCGAAGUUGCAUGGGUAACAAAGUAUGGAGAUUCGGAUUUACCUGAAGAAAUAGCAAUUAGGCCAACCAGUGAAACUAUAAUGUAUUCUGCUUUCUCUAAAUGGAUUAGAUCUCAUAGAGAUUUACCUCUGAAAUUAAAUCAAUGGAAUACUGUGGUUAGAUGGGAAUUUAAGCAGCCAACUCCUUUUAUAAGAACAAGAGAAUUUUUAUGGCAAGAAGGCCAUACCGCUCAUAAAAAUGAAGAAGAAGCAGUGAAACUUGUCUUCGAUAUAUUAGAUUUGUAUAGAAGAUGGUAUGAAGAAUAUUUAGCUGUUCCUAUUAUAAAAGGAUUAAAAAGUGAAGGAGAAAAAUUUGCAGGAGCAAAUUUUACUUCUACUGCUGAAGCUUUCAUAAGCGAAAAUGGAAGAGCUAUACAAGCAGCUACUUCUCAUUACUUAGGUACAAAUUUUGCAAAAAUGUUUAAAAUUGAAUUUGAAGAUGAAAAUGAAAUCAAGCAAUAUGUUCAUCAAACGUCAUGGGGAUGUACUACUAGAUCAAUAGGAAUUAUGAUAAUGACUCAUGGAGAUGAUAAAGGGUUGGUGUUGCCUCCAAACGUUUCUAAAUAUAAGGCUGUUAUUGUACCAAUACUAUAUAAAAAUACAGAUGAAAAUAUGGUAUAUUCCUACUGUAAAGAUAUUGAAAAAGUUUUAAAAAAUGCACAAAUUAAUUGUGUAUUUGAUGAUAGAAGUUUAUACUCUCCAGGAUAUAAAUUUAAUCAUUGGGAAUUAAGAGGAAUACCUAUAAGAAUUGAAGUUGGUCCUAAAGAUAUUCAAAAUAACUCUUGUGUGUUUGUAAGAAGGGAUAAUAAUGAAAAGGUUAAUGUCAAAAAAGAAUCAGUUUUAUUGGAAACACAACAAAUGCUUGUUGACAUUCAUAAAAACUUAUUUUUAAAAGCAAAAAAAAAAUUGGAUGAAUCUAUUGUAAAAGUUACUGACUUUAGUGAAGUUAUGGAUGCCCUGAAUAAAAAAAAAAUGAUUUUAGCUCCAUGGUGUGAAGAUAUAGCCACAGAAGAUGAAAUAAAAAAAGAAACUCAAAGGUUGUCUUUAAAUCAAACAAAUACUGAAACUACCUUGUCAGGGGCUAUGAAACCGUUGUGUAUUCCAUUAGAUCAACCUCCAAUAUUACCAAAUACCAAAUGCUUUUGGUCAGGAAAACCAGCCAAAAGAUGGUGCUUAUUUGGUAGAAGUUAUUAA
Plasmodium relictum is the source of this 2115-nucleotide messenger RNA. Its product is annotated as proline--tRNA ligase, putative. Lineage: Eukaryota; Apicomplexa; Aconoidasida; Haemosporida; Plasmodiidae. The transcript has a single exon. The record is from RefSeq and is a predicted model, not a curated record. Gene Ontology annotation, cellular component: aminoacyl-tRNA synthetase multienzyme complex; cytoplasm. Gene Ontology annotation, biological process: prolyl-tRNA aminoacylation. Gene Ontology annotation, molecular function: ATP binding; proline-tRNA ligase activity; aminoacyl-tRNA deacylase activity. Bases 1 to 2115 code for a protein of 704 amino acids.